CGGUUGGAUCGCCUGUUUCCUAUCCUGCGAAAAAGCCGCUUUCUGUUUCGCCAUCCGACCGAGUGACUGAGACAUGGUUGUGGCCUGUUGCUUUCUGCUCAGAGGAUGGCAGGGGCAGAAAGAGAAAUCCUAGACUCCCAAGUGAUGGUUCAGCAUCCAAAGACAUCUGGGGCCGAGCAAUCAGGACAUGCUGCAUUCAUCCCGAAGUGCAUUACAGAUAAAAAAUACCCCCUGGUGAUCACCCUCCUGGUCACUAUUCUGCUCAUUGUCAUCAUUGCUUUGGCUGCUCGAAAAACACAGCCUUGUUCACCAUGUCCUCCUCUUGCUGACGCUGCCUGCCCAGACCGCUGGAUUGGGUACCAUGGAAAAUGCUACUAUAAAUCUGAAACUGAAGGGGAUUGGAACAUCAGUGAAACAAUAUGUUCCUCAUAUGGUGCUACCUUGGCAUUGAUUGAUACACCAUGGGUCCUGAGUUAUUUAGUGAACAUGACUCGCCCUGUUCAUCAUUGGAUUGGCCUCUCGAAACAUACAGGUCAGGUAUGGAAAUGGCAGAAUGGCACAGAGUUUAAAAACCAGUUUCUUGUGCGAGGAGACAACAUGUGUGCCUAUCUAGACAACACUGGGGUGAGUAGCACCAGGUGCUCCCAAGAGAAAAAUUUCCUCUGCAGUCAGCCAGAUGCCUGCUCCCGGAAGAGAAAACCAAACCUUGCCAGAAGGGAGAUGUGACCUACAGGGGUGGAAGAGGACUAAAGCCAUCUCUUGACCAAAGCAGGUGUCACUAGUGGAACCAACUACUCUUCUUGGCUAGCACAGGUUCUCGGUCCAUUGUUAACAUUAUUGUACCCCUUGUCAUCUAGCCUUUGUCUAUGACAGACAUAAGAAUGGGGUUGAGUACAAAACUGAGAUAUGAGCCAGGAAGCCCCUGGAGUUGAAUCUCCCCUCUGCAAUGAACCUACUAAGCAGCCUUACCGAGCUACUGUCCCAUAACCUCGGUUUCUCUCCACGUGCGCACAUAUGCGCACAUGCAUACUCAACAUACAGGAAUAAUAAUCCUAGGGAUUGCGAGAUAAUGCACAUGAAGCCCUUUGACUGUUAGCUGGUACCAGCUGUAGAGAUUAUGAUGCGUGCAUCAUGGAGUACAAGCCAAUGAGAGUUAGGUGUGUUUGCAUCCAAGUUUGAAGUGAUUAGCAUACCAGUGUCUAGUAUACCCAUUCCUAGCAUACCAGCGCCUCCACACAAAUCAAGUUCUCUGGAAAGGGGAAAGGAAAAAGAGAGGACAAGGUUACAACCCCAAGAUUUAUCCCCGUCAUUCCUUCAGGAGAUGAGACAGUUGCAGCUUCUUCCUCCUGCUCUUCUCCUAGGUCUAGUUGUGACCCCCGCCCCGCCCCCCGGCCUUCACAAGCAGUAUGGCACCUACUUGGACACCUGUUUGUCACAGUAGGCUGGGGAUGAGGUGAGAGGAAUAGCACAUAUCCAAGCAAGGUUGGGGCAAGCCGUGGUUGCUUCAUAGCUUGAUAUUUCACGAUAUUUAAGGGUCCAACAGAGAUCUUCUGAGUUGUUGUCUUCAGGUUUGUCAAGAAGUAGAGGCACUUGCCUGGAGAAUCCAUGCGUAUUUCUCCAGUACUAGAAGAGAACAGGCCUGAAAGGAAAUACUUAAAGAAAUGAAGAGCUGAGUGUAGAGUAGGGAAUGGGAGAGGGUGGGAUUUAAUUCCUUUCACUGUUCAGUCAUGUGUCCUCCUCACCUCCCUCACACCCACACACAAGGAAAUCCCAUAUCACCCAGAGCUGGAGGUGAGGACAACAAGAAAACAGAAAACACCCUCCAGCAACAGGAAACGGAGAGCGUGCAAACGCCGCCGCCCCCCCAAGUUCCCUGACACUCCUUCUGUCAUUUCCAUUAGGCAAAUAUCGGGUGGCAGCAAUUCACUCUUAUUCCAGGUCACAGCCGGCAAAUCAGUGCCGAUGAGUUCA
Messenger RNA from Gekko japonicus, 1971 nucleotides. RefSeq names its product C-type lectin domain family 2 member D-like. The transcript is spliced from 7 exons. The coding region runs from base 106 to 726 and encodes 206 amino acids. Lineage: Eukaryota; Metazoa; Chordata; Lepidosauria; Squamata; Gekkonidae. The record is from RefSeq and is a predicted model, not a curated record.